Messenger RNA from Linum trigynum, 914 nucleotides. NCBI's taxonomy places the organism in Eukaryota, Viridiplantae, Streptophyta, Magnoliopsida, Malpighiales, Linaceae. The record is from the annotation of a GenBank genome assembly.
UUACCGAUCCAUAUGUCUCCCAUCAGCAAAGCCAAACGACGCCGGUUGCGGAAAACACACGUGUCCCUUCCGGCGACGCCUUGGAUUUCCCCUAUUCCCUUUCCGGCACCAAGCAAACGACCAGUGUCAUUCUCCACGACCCUACGUGUCGUCCUCGUUUCAACCCUCAUCUGCCGCAUCAUCCAACACGUGUCACUCUCCCCAACGUCCUGUUCCCCUCCCGCACUAGCCUAUUUAAACCCUAACGUCGCUCCUCUUCACUACCAUACCAUACCAUCACAACAACAACAACAACAACAAAAACAGAAACUAAUUAAAGAUCCGUAUACUUGCGUUAUCCAAAAUCCAAGCAGCUAAAUCGAAAUGGCAUCACAGCAGCAGAACAGGGAGGAGCUGGACGCGAGGGCGAGGCGCGGCGAGACUGUGGUCCCCGGCGGGACGGGCGGGAAGAGCCUGGAAGCCCAGGAGCAUCUGGCGGAAGGGAGGAGCAAAGGAGGGCAGACGAGGAAGGACCAGCUGGGGACGGAAGGGUACCAGGAGAUGGGCCGGAAAGGUGGGCUCAGCACCACCGAGGAGUCUGGCGGGGAGCGGGCCCAGAGGGAAGGGAUUCCGCUCGAUGAGUCCAAGUACAAGACCAAUACCUAGACAAGCCUUGGCUAAUAGCUAUACGUACGUAGUGUCAUGUUAUUAGGGUUUUGGCUUUUAUCUAUCUAGCGUACAUGAGUUCGUAUGUAAUAUAAGUUGCUGAUGAAGUACACUCCUCUGUUGGUAGUUUUUGUCGUACGUGGGUCUUUAUGUAUGUGUUUGUGGUGGAUGUCUGGGCAGCUGGGACGAGUGUGGAUCUAUGGCCGGUUUGCCUAGCUAGUCUGUAAAUUAUGUUCAUGUGGUGGUGAAAAUAAAGUACUCUGUAACUU